Toxorhynchites rutilus septentrionalis is the source of this 5283-nucleotide messenger RNA. RefSeq lists its product as uncharacterized. Gene Ontology annotation, molecular function: nucleic acid binding. Gene Ontology annotation, biological process: DNA integration. The record is from RefSeq and is a predicted model, not a curated record. NCBI's taxonomy places the organism in Eukaryota, Metazoa, Arthropoda, Insecta, Diptera, Culicidae. Bases 1 to 5283 code for a protein of 1760 amino acids. The transcript has a single exon.
AUGGCGCUUCCACAGCACGUGGUGUUGGCUUCAAGGAGGACUACCAUGAUGGAUGCUCUGGGUCGGGCAGAGGAAUUUAUUCUACACUACGACGAACAACGAGACCAAGCACAGGUGCCAAUUCGACUUGAAUACCUCAACAACAUGUGGGCUACUCUGGAGGAGGUGCAGGCGCAACUGGAGGAUCUUGAGCAGACUGAGGAGGGUAGGCAAAUCAACCGUGAAAUUCGUGCCGACUUUGAGCCUCGACUGUUCAGAAUUAAAGCUGAUUUGAGCUCUAAAUUAAAUGUUAUUCACCAAGCUUCUCGAAUCCCUGAAUCUGGUUCGCAUGCUUCCGCUCUCUCUGGGUUGAAAUUGCCAACGAUCUCCCUUCCAGAAUUUAACGGAGAUUACAUGCAGUGGUUAGGGUUUCACGACACUUUUCUGGCAUUAAUCCAUUCGAACUCCGACGUUUCCGCUAUCCAAAAGUUCCACUAUUUAAGAGCGGCACUGAAGGGUGAGGCGGCACAGCUGAUUGAAUCAAUCGCAAUCAGCUCCGCGAACUAUAAUUUGGCUUGGCAAACUCUUGUCGACAGAUACGCUAAUGAAUACCUCUUGAAGAAGAGGCACCUUCAAGCUCUUUUUGACAUCCACUCGGCGAAGAAGGAAACAGCUGCAUCAUUACAUGCGCUGGUGGACGAAUUCCAACGACACACCAAGGUCUUGUGUCAAUUAGGAGAACCGACGAAUUAUUGGAGCAGCAUUCUCGAGCACCUCUUGUGCACGAAACUUCCCGACGACACCCUCAAAGCGUGGGAAGAUCACGCAUCGACCAACAACCACGCAAACUACGAUUGUCUGAUCGAAUUCCUUCAGCGUCGAAUGCGAGUUUUGGAAUCGAUUCUAGUGAAUCAUCAUCAGUUAGCAUCCACCUCGUCUGGGCCCUCGCCUGCUUCUAAACGACCAUCUCAUUUCCGCUUGUCAUCGUGUGCUUCCACUUCCAACUCUGCCAAUCAGUGUCCGGCAUGCAACCAGGAACAUCAGUUGAUGAAAUGUUCAAAGUUCAUCCGCUUCUCUAAUUCCGAACGACAACAACUCGUCUCGAAUAAGCGUCUCUGUCAUAAUUGUCUGAAAGGUGAUCACAUCGCUCGUCACUGUCCGUCACAUUUCAACUGCAAGCAUUGCAACAAGCGUCAUCACAGCUUGCUGCACUCCAACGCGGCUUUGAGGUCAAACAACGAAACAUCCUCUGCUCGUACUUCCAUGUCGACUCAAGCAGUGAAGUCCAGUACGCGCCCUACGAUAGAAUUGAAUCCCGCUACUUCCGCUUCAGAAACUGAAAUUGUUCCCCGGGUUGUUGCCAGUGCAGCUGCUCCACAGCUUCGUGAGGAUGUAUUUCUUUUGACGGUAUUGGUGAAGAUCGUCGAUGCGUACGGUCAGGACCAUAUAGCUCGUGCCUUGCUUGACAGCGCCUCACAGCCGAAUCUCAUCACCGACCGUUUAGCUCGCAGGUUGCACCUACGGAGGGACCCUGUGAACAUUACUAUCCAGGGGGCUGGGAAUCUGUCGAAGAAUAUCCGAGAGUCAAUUUAUGCUCGGAUAAAAUCAAGAAAUGACAAGUUCGAAUGCGGCGUCGAAUUUUUGUUGAUGAACACCGUUACUGCAGAUCUUCCAGCGCAGGACAUCCCAGUGAAGGAAUGGCAGAUACCUGAGAACUUGGCGCUAGCAGAUCCAUCGUUCAACAAGUGUCAACAGAUCGACAUGGUUCUGGGUGCCAAGCAUUUUCACUCGUUCUUCCCUAGCACCGCUCGCCUUCAGCUGGCAGAAAAUCUUCCGAUUCUGGUGGAUAGCGUGUUCGGUUGGGUCGUCACGGGAUCCGUUUGCACGAUUAAUCCCGCCCAACAUCAAGCUACUCGCGUUGUUGCAGUUUCGACAAUGACCCUCGAAGAGAGCCUGGAGCGGUUUUGGAAAACCGAGGAACUGACCAUCGGUGACAAUUACUCCAUUGAAGAGCGCCACUGUGAAAAUUUCUACCAAGCUACAACGUCUAGGGAUGAAACGGGUCGCUAUGUCGUCCGAUUACCUCGAAAACCUGAUUUCAGCACGAUGCUAGGGGAGUCCAAAAACAGUGCUUUUCGACGAUAUGAGCAGCUUGAGCGACGAUUGAACCGAGAGCCGUUAUUGAAGGAAGAGUACAACAAGUUCAUGGAAGAGUACCUCUCCCUCGACCACAUGCGGCUGGUCGAGACGGACGACGGAACAAGCUCUCAAACCUACUACAUUCCACACCACCCUGUGAUAAAGGAAGAAAGUACGACCACCAAAGUUAGGGUGGUAUUCGACGGAUCGGCUCGUACUUCUUCCGGGUUUUCUUUAAACGAAGCCCUAUGUGUUGGCCCGGUGGUACAGGAGGACCUUCUUUCAAUUAUCCUAAGAUUUCUCACCUAUCCGGUGGCUCUCGUCGGAGACAUCACAAAAAUGUAUCGGCAAGUGCUUCAACAUCCAGACGACUAUCCUCUCCUGCGUAUUCUGUUCCGUUUCGACAAGACUACUCCCGUUCUAACAUAUGAACUGCGGACCGUAACUUAUGGGCUAGCGCCGUCUUCUUUUCUAGCCACCCGUACGCUCCAACAGCUCGCAAUUGACGAAGGUCACGCAUAUCCAUUGGCAGGUCCGUCGCUACGAAAAAACUUUUACGUUGAUGAUUUCAUUGGAGGAGCUAACACCGUCGAGGAAGCUACCCAACUUCGGAAGGAGCUCUCCGAACUGCUCAGCAGAGGAGGUUUUGAGCUGAGGAAGUGGACCUCGAACCGUCUGGAGGUACUUCAAGGCUUAAGAGACGAGCAAAUUGGAACGAAAUCAAGUUUGCAGUUCAACCCUAAUGAAACCAUCAAAACUCUUGGGAUCCGUUGGGAGCCAGAAACGGAUCAACUUCGCUUCGACUCGCAAAUACUACCACGUGAAGAUCCCUCCACGAAACGAUCGAUCUUGUCCGACAUCGCUAGGUUGUUCGAUCCUCUCGGUUUGAUUGCCCCAGUUGUUGUUCGAGCAAAGAUUCUCAUGCAGGAGUUGUGGUCGCUUGCCUGCGGCUGGGAUGAUCCGGUUCCAAACGCUAUUCUGGUGAAAUGGCAGCAGUUUCGGCACGAGCUACCAAAAAUCGCAGUCUACAGAGUUGACCGUUACGCAUUUCUUCCAGAGGCCACCGUGGAAUUGCACACCUUCGCUGACGCAUCUACAUCUGCGUAUGGAGCAUGUCUUUACGUUCGUUGCUCGAACGCCCUAGGAACCGUUAAAAUACGUCUACUGGCUUCUAAGAGCAGAGUUGCACCCCUGAAACGGUUAUCUAUCGCGCGAUUAGAGCUGUGUUCUUGCGUGUUAGCGGCACAUCUACACCAUCGUGUGAAGGAGUCCAUCGGCGUAAACGUGUCGGCAUCGUAUUUCUGGUCGGACUCAGCGGUAUGUCUGCACUGGCUUCGAGCGCCACCCAGCACAUGGAAGACCUUCGUCGCUAAUCGAGUCUCGGAAGUGCAACACUACACACACGAAGGAAGAUGGAACCACAUAUCCGGAACAGAGAAUCCCGCCGAUCUUGUCUCUCGUGGAAUGUCGAUCGAUGAUUUCAUAUGUAGCGAUGUUUGGAAACAUGGCCCAGCCUGGUUGGCACACCCGCAGGAAGCUUGGCCUAUCUCGAACACAUACACCGUCGUCGUUUCUGUCCAAACUACACCCAGCGUCAAUUCAUGGUUCCUUCGAUGGUCGUCGUACACCCGUUUGCUUCACGUCGUUGAUUACUGUCUCCGUUUUAUUGCCAAAAUUCAUGCUAAAACCCAACCAUCUGCAACAACCCACGAGAAUAACAUCAACCCAGGAAUACUUACUGUAGCAGAGCUUGCCUCUGCCAAUGCGCUUCUGAUCCGCUUUGCUCAACAAGAUGCGUUCAAGAAAGAAAUCAGAGAACUACAACGAGAAAAUUCGGUUUCGAAACAUUCAUCCACUUGGCGCCUUCGCCCUUUUCUGGACCCAGUGGGCAUUAUGCGAGUUGGAGGUCGGCUCAAUCUCUCUCAGCUACCCUACCAAUCGAAACAUCCUGCCCUCCUCCCCAAAAAUCAUCCAUUUUCACGGCUGAUUAGCGAAUAUUAUCACCGGAAACUUCUCCACGGCGGCGGGCGUCUUUUGCUGUCCGCAAUGCGUGAAGAUUACUGGCCACUCGAUGGCAGAAACCUGGUCAAAAGUAUAGUUAGGAACUGCUUUCGCUGCUCCCGCCACCGUCCUGUCCUUUUGCAGCAGCAAAUAGGCCAAUUGCCAGCUUCGAGGGUCCUCCAAAGUCGUCCAUUCUCGGUCACAGGAGUCGACUAUGCCGGUCCACUGUAUCUGAAACCGAUUCAUAAGCGUGCCUCCCCCGCAAAAGCUUACCUGGCAGUCUUUGUAUGUUUCGCCACCAAAGCUGUCCACUUAGAAUUGGUGGGAGAUUUGUCGACUCCAGGAUUUCUAGCCGCCCUGCGCAGAUUCAUAUCAAGACGGGGAAUCCCCGCCCACAUCCAAUCGGAUAAUGGCAAAAAUUUUGAGGGAGCGAAAGGAGAACUGAUAGAGUUAUUUGCCAGAUUUCGCAGUCAAAAGGAACAGGGAGAAAUAGCCUCCACAUGCGCCCAGAGUGGUAUAACGUGGCACUUGACACCUCCAAAGGCACCACACUUCGGUGGCCUUUGGGAAGCGGCAGUCAAAAUUGCCAAAAAACAUUUAUUUCGCCAAUUAGGAAACACUCGCCUUUCCUUUGAAGGCUAUUACACUGUAUUGAGCCAAAUUGAAAGCGCAAUGAACUCUCGUCCUCUGCUGCCCAUGUCCGACGACCCAAACGACCUAGCAGCGCUGACACCGGCACAUUUCCUCAUCGGAACAUCGUUCACCGCCCUGCCCGACCCAGACUACCAGCAUCAUCCAAUCAGCGCUCUCGGGAUGUAUCAAAAUUGGCAGCUGCUUGUCCAACGAUUCUGGAGCCACUGGAGAAAGGAGUACCUGCAGGAGAUGAUUCGAGACACGAAAUAUGCCGCCCGAAAUAAUGAAAUCCAACCCGGGCGCAUGGUGAUUCUCGCUGAUAAGUCGCUGCCAACAAUCCGUUGGCCACUUGGUCGUAUCGUCACCGUUCAUCCUGGAAAGGACAAUUUAAUACGCGUUGUUAGCCUACGAACCGCGAAGGGAAUCAUCACGCGGCCAAUCAACAAAAUAUGCCUCUUGCCGCAGCCAGACGAAGAUCGAAGAAACGAAGACUUACCUGGCCUGGUGCCGCAAUCCACGACAGUUUUUUGA